Molecule: messenger RNA, 4949 nt
Organism: Cyprinodon tularosa
Lineage: Eukaryota; Metazoa; Chordata; Actinopteri; Cyprinodontiformes; Cyprinodontidae
Product: myomesin-2-like
Exons: 34
Coding region: 132-4283 (1383 amino acids)
Molecular function (GO): protein binding
Source: RefSeq, a predicted model, not a curated record
CAUUCCUCUGGUGAGAGGGUAAUAUUUUUGUUGCUAUCAGCAAGAGCUUCCCAAGUGGCAUUAGGCUGGUCUGCUACCGCUUCUCGCUUGUUUUCAUUCUUUAAGCCUGGUCUCCUUGACGUUUUCCCAUCAUGGCUUCCACAGUCAAACCCUGGUAUAAGGCGAAGGCUGUGAGCCACGUUAAAACUGAUUAUGCUUAUCAUCACAGUAGACAUGUUGUCCAGCAGCAUACAGAAAGGAAAUCCAGCUCCAAGUCGACACACCAGGUGCAGGCUCAGGCCACAGCGGCUAUGGCAGAACCAGCCUAUACCAUACCAGCGUCCCGGCAGAGGACUGCUGGGGAAACUGAGGAGUAUCAGAGAGUGUCUACAAAUGUGGGGAAAGGACUAGCUGUUAUUCAGGAGGAGCUGCACAGAAUGAGGAUUGCCACUAAAGCUCAAGUGGAGAGUAUUGCUAUCCAAAAAGAGGUGAAGGACAUGAUGAGAAAGAGAGUGGAUUUACUGGAGGAAAUUCCCAAGAUGCCUGACUUCUUGGUGGCCCUGCGGCCCCACACUGUCUGGGAGAAGACCCCGGUGAAGCUUUUUUGCACCGUGGAGGGAAACCCACACCCUAUUGUUAAAUGGUAUAAAGGAGGAGCCCCAGUGGAUCCACUGAGCGCCCCAGGAAAGUACAAGAUUGAGAGCAAGUAUGGAGUCCACAGUCUGAUCAUUAGCAGGUGUGUAGUGAGUGAUACUGCAGAGUAUAGUGCCGUGGCAACCAAUCAGCAUGGCACAGCUACCAGCAAGGCUAUGGUUGUUGUAAAGAGACCAGCAGGAGCAGGAGAGUACUGCCAUCUGGGUUUAGUGCCCCAUUUGACUGAGAUCCACCCCAGUAAGCUGGAGGUCACCCUGCUGGAGAGGUUCCCAGUGAGUUUUGGUGUUGAGGGAAGCUCCAUCAAACUCGUCUGUACUAUGGUGGUUGUUCCUGACCUCCCCAACGUACCACCCCUGAUCCAGUGGUACAGAGAUGACAAGCUGUUGAAACCAAGUAAUCUGGUGGAGAUGUCGGUGGGUGGAGGUGCAGCAUCUCUGACCCUGCCUCAUCUGGCCAAAGACGAUGAGGGACUCUACACCAUACGCAUCUUCACAAAGGAAGGCACCACCGAGCACAGUGCCUACCUGUUUGUGUCAGAUGCCCUGGCGUCUGUAAAUGGAGCCCCUGGUGCACCAAUGAGCGUCAAGGCAUAUGAUGUCAACUCGGAUUACAUCUUGGUUGCCUGGAAACCUCCCAACACCGUCAACGAGGCACCGAUCACUGGAUACUUUGUGGAUCGCUGCGAAGCUGGUACCGACACCUGGGUCCAGUGCAACACGGCACCGGUGAAGGUUUGCAAGUACCCGGUGGAUAACCUUAGGAUGGGCCACUCCUACUACUUCAGAGUGAGAGCAGUAAACAGUGCAGGCAUCAGCAGACCCUCACGCAAGUCUGACAAAGUGACCGCCCUUGAUCCGGCAGAGAGUGAGCGCCUGCAAGGUACCGAUGAAGGCGUUCCCUCUGCUCCUGGGAAGGUUGUUGCCACAAGAAACACCAAGUCAUCAGUGUUUGUCCAAUGGGAAGCUCCCACGCAUUUGAAGAACCUGAUGGGUUAUUACAUUGAUGGCCGUGUUGUAGGAGCCAAGGAGUGGUUCCCCUGUAACCACAAACCCUUCAGACAUAACAGGUUUGUGGUCCACCGCCUUAUCCCAGGGGAGAGCUACGUGUUCCGCGUCCAAGCCGUCAACAUUUUUGGCCUAAGUGAAGAGUCCCAGGAGUCCUCUCCCAUCGCUGUGGAGCCUGCUCUGGCCACUCCCAGUGCACCGUUCGGUAUCACCAUGCUGAGCUGCGACGGCUCCUCCAUGACUUUGGCCUGGAAGAGUCCCAAACACUGUGGCGGCUCCAAGAUCAACGCUUAUUACAUCGACAAGCGUGACGCUGAUACUUUGGUGUGGAAGGAGGUCAACCUGGCCGCCGUCACUGAAAGGACCUGUACUGUGGACCAUCUAACAGAGGGAACUUUUUACGAGUUCAGGAUCCAGGCUGGUAAUCUAGCAGGUGUUGGUCUACCUUCAGCUCCCAGUACCCCGAUGAAAUGUGAAGCUUGGACCAUGGAGGUGCCAGGUCCAGCCUAUGACCUGGGCUUCAGUGAGGUCAGAAGUAACUCUCUGGUCGUCCUAUGGAAAGCUCCUGUUUAUACUGGAGCCAGUGCUGUCACCGGAUACUUUGUGGACAUGGCCAAGAAGGGUUCCAGUGAGUUUGUAACUCUGAACGAGGAGCCAGUGAGUCAUCGUUACCUGCAGGUCACCGGACUGGAGGAAGGGAGUACCUACGUCUUUAGAGUCCGUGCAGUCAACUCAAACGGUGUCGGUGAAGCUUCUGAGCUGUCUGAGCCGGUCUGUGCCAGAGCUCUUCCAGGAACAACAGAGAUAGUAGCCGGUGUGGACGAGGAGACUGGAGAUGUUUUCCUGUCAUUUGAGGCCUGUGAGAUCUGUGAAACCUCCAAGUUUGUGUGGUCAAAGAACUACAAAGCCAUCGGUGAUUGCCCCAGGGUCAACGUCACAACCAAGGGCAGAAUAUCCAGACUUACCUUCACCAACCCUGAUAAGGAGGAUUUGGGCAGAUACUCUGUGGUCGUCACCGACACAGAUGGGGUUUCCUCCAGCCACACUCUGACUGAGGACGCUCUGAACACGAUGCUUGAACUCAGCUAUGCCAUCAGGCACCCAGUGGUUCCGCUGAAACACAACCUGAACUAUGAGAUUCUGGAGAAGGGACAUGUUCGUUUCUGGCUGCAGGCCGUCAAGCUGUCUCCAUCCGUCUCCUACAGGUUCAUCGUCAAUGACAAGGAGGUCACCAGUGGCGAGGGUCAAAAGAUCAGCCAUGAUGUGGCUUCAGGGGUCAUCCAGAUGACAGUGGAUCAUUUCACCCGAGCCAAUGAGGGGACAUACACGGUCCAGAUCACUGACGGCAAGGCCAAAACCCAGAGCUCCCUGGUCCUUGUGGGAGAUGCAUUCAAGGCUGCCCUGAAGGAGGCUGAGUUUCAGAGGAAAGAGCACAUUAGGAAGCAAGGUCCACAUUUCUCUGAGUAUCUGCACUUCACUGUCUCUGAGGACUGUACAGUGAUGCUCACCUGCAAGGUGGCUAAUGUGAAAAAGGACACAACUUUCCACUGGUACAAAGAAGAUGAUGAGAUUGUCCCAGAGACUCCCCCCAAUGUCAUGUCUGGAGCCGUCUCUCUUCCUCUGCCUUUGUUCUCCAGAAAGGAUCAGGGAGUCUAUAAGGCUGUGCUGAGUGAUGACAAAGGAAAGGACACUUCUGUUUAUGACAUUUCAGGCCAAGUGUUUGAUGACAUCAUCAAUGCAAUUGCUCGCAAUGCUGGUGCGUCAGCCUCUGAGCUGGUCCUGCAGUGUACUCCAGAGGGCAUCAGGCUGCAGUGCUACAUGAACUACUACACAGAGGAGAUGAAGACUGUCUGGAAGCACAAGGACAGUAAGAUCGCAUCCUCUGAGAAGAUGAGGAUCGGCGGCACUGCAGAGAUGGCCUGGAUGCAGAUUUGCGAUCCAUCCGAUAAGGAGAAGGGUCACUACGCCAUUGAGAUCUCAGAUGGGGUAACAACCCACACCCGGACAUUUGACCUCUCUGGACAAGCUUACACUGAUGCAUAUGAGGAGUAUCUGAGGCUUAAGGCGGCUGCAUUUGCUGAGAAGAACCGUGGCAGAGUGGUUGGUGGACUCCCUGAUGUGGUCACUAUUAUGGAAGAGAAGUCUCUGAGCCUGACCUGCACCGUGUUCGGCGAGCCGACUCCUGAGGUCACCUGGUUCAAAAACGAGCAAGAGGUGGCAUGCAAUGAGCACACCCGGGUCACAUUUGAUGGCGGGAAGUUCGCCAGCCUGGUGAUCAAUAAAGUCACCCCCGACGACUCCGGCAAGUACAGCAUCAACGUCCGGAACAAAUACGGCGGCGAGUUCGUGGAGAUCACCGUCAGCGUCUACAGGCACGGGGAGCCGAUCCCAGAGCCCAAACUGGGACACCCUAAAACCGCCGCGCCUGCAGCCCAGCCUGCGCCGCCCAAAUCCCCAGCCCCCUCCAAGACCCCUACCCCAUCUAAGCCCCAGACCCCAGCUCAGUCCAUGAAGAGCCCAACCCCUGCCUCCACCCCGGCAUCCAAGUCCCCAACCCCCACACCCAAGUCCCCCACUCCCCCCCGUAGUGUCAAGUCCCCAACCCCCCCCAGGUUCAUGAAAUCUCCCACCCCGCCCAGAAAGUAAGCAAUCAAUCAAGUAUCAAUUACUGAGAGCAAAGCAACACUAAAAAAUAGAAGGAGGGAGAAAUAGGAGCUGUAUGUUUCAUUUCCUCAGUUAAAUUAAUAAGUUACUGAAUACUAUAUAUUACUAUAUAAUACUAUAUAUACUACUAUAUAAUAAUAUAGUAUAUAUUACUAUAUACUCAAUUUUACCUUAGAAAAAAGAUGAGCCAACAACUAAAAACAUGAUACUCAUUACAAAGUGAGACUAAGAUUUAAGAAACUCAAUAAACCUCAGAAGCAGGUAAUAGUUUUAUUAGCAGCGCCCCCUCAUGGUUCAGUCGCACCACUUUUCAUCCUCCAUCCACAUAAAAUGUUUUCCUUCCACCAAACUUUUUGGAUUAAUCCGUCAGCUGUCUUGGGUCCCAGAAAUAAGAAAUGUCAGCCCAUUUAGGGUAUUAAGCUUGUACCCUAAACCCAUUAAUAUAUUGGACCACCCUGAGGGUAAAGUUUCCUCCAAAUUUACCUGAAAACUCCUUUAGUUUCUGUUUAUUCUAAAGUAACUCGGAAGGAGAGCAAAGAUUAUGCUCCCUGCCUUCAUCUCUGUGCCAGAACUGUCCACCUGCAUGUGGACGGUCCUGUUGUUGUCUCUGUAGUGCUUAAUGGGAAUAAAAUGCAAAUGUCAACCCGA